AUGGCUUUCUCUAUAGGUCUGACCUUCUUCCUUGCUCCUCUUCUCCUUGGGUUUUCCUCCACCCUUGGAGCAUACCCUCCCCAGCCUCUGCCUUCCCACCAUGGACAUCCACCUCCACACCAAGUGUACCCUACACCACCAACUCCCCACCCCAUCUACCCCACACCACCACCUUCACACCAUGGGUACCCUACACCACCACCUCCCCAUUACAGCAAACCGCCACCUUCCCACCAUGGCUACAGCAAAUCACCACCUCCGCCACCACCCCACCAUGGCUACAGCAAAUCACCACCUCCGCCACCACCCCAUGUCUACUCCAAACCACCAUCGGCCCACCAUGGCUACAGUAAACCCCCACCUCUACCCUCACCCCAUGUCUACACCAAACCACCAUCGCCCCACCAUGGCUACAGUAAACCCCCACCUCUACCCUCACCCCAUGUCUACCCUAAACCGCCACCUCCCCACCAUGGCUACCCUAGUCCUAGUCCACUCCCUCCCCAUCACGCCUAUGUCUCUCCUCCGCCUCCUCACCAUCACCAUCAACAUCACCACCACCGCCACCACUCUCCACCACCUGUUGGUCACUAUGUUCCACCUCCUCUGCUGCACCAUGCCCCUCCUCCUAAGCCAUCACACACUCUGCACCCACCACCUCCCAGAAGCGCCUACGUUAGCCCUCCACCACCCCCAACCACAUACACUCACCCACCACCUCCAAAGGGAGCUUACAGUCAACCCCCACCUUACCGCCAUGGCCAUGUCCCUCCAUCCACUCCCUACCACCAAGCACCACCACCACCACCACAUCAGUACAAGGAAGCAGCUCCUCCACCACCCCAGCACUAG
Messenger RNA from Nymphaea colorata (pocket water lily), 852 nucleotides. Its product is annotated as extensin-3-like. The transcript has a single exon. The record is from RefSeq and is a predicted model, not a curated record. NCBI's taxonomy places the organism in Eukaryota, Viridiplantae, Streptophyta, Magnoliopsida, Nymphaeales, Nymphaeaceae. The coding region runs from base 1 to 852 and encodes 283 amino acids.